Messenger RNA from Nomia melanderi (Alkali bee), 2446 nucleotides. The record is from RefSeq and is a predicted model, not a curated record. NCBI's taxonomy places the organism in Eukaryota, Metazoa, Arthropoda, Insecta, Hymenoptera, Halictidae.
AAACGCAUCAAUACGUUCGCACAUCUUGUCAACGGCUUCUCUGCAAAAAGCAUUGGGAAGUCCGAGUCCGGGGACAAAUAAGAAAAAGGAUUCGAAACGAAGGAGUUCACGGAAAAGUGAUUCCGCGGCAUCAUCGAAAACCGAUCAACCGACCAGUCAGUGGUAUACCACAACUGAAAUAUCUCAAAAUACAUCAACUCCUGUUACGCCAUUGUUAUCUAGUUAUCCUAGUACUCCAAUAUUCGAGCUUCGUCAAGAGCUAACACCUAAACGUCCUUUAAGAUCAGAGAUAGAAAAGGAAAGGAGAAUAAGUAAUCGGUUGUCCGGCCAAUCUCAACAUUAUUUAAGAAAUGUAAAUAACGGAAUGGAUUCAAGUAGUUUAGGGAAAGGAAAUAGGGACAGUAUUGGCACGACAGACAGUACAGCAUCCGAAGAUGAUCCACCGCCGCCAUUACCCGUGAAAACGCGUGAAGCUGAUUACUGUAAUCUUCCGGACGAAUUACCCGCUUCCCAUUGCGGAACAGAUAGUUUAAAUAAUUUAAAUAGACCUCUGGGGCACUGGACAAAGAACAAGCUUCCAACACCUACAGACGAUCUUGACGUUCAGAUGAAACCACCUACACCACCGCCGAAACCAAAAAGACCGCCUUACAGUUUAAACAAGCUAAUGCAUCCUACUGGCGAUGUAGAUAACUUUAGUCAAGAUCCGUCCGUAACUUGACAUAGACUUUUUUACGAUCGUUUUUCUUGCCAGUAUACUGAGCAUUGCGUGUAAUAAUAUUUAUAGAAAUGUUUUUAUCCCGAGCAGUAUAUAGAAUGAGCUUAAAAUUUAAUAUAUUUUGUGUUCCACGAUUAUAGUACGGUUACACGAUACAGUUAUUAACAUAGAACGAAAUGCUAAAAUUAGCAAAUUGAACUCGGUCAAAAUUAUUCGUUAAUUCCGUGAGAAGUAACAGUAAAACGUUUCUGCUAAAUUCCAACGACUGGAUUUAAUACGAUUCCCAGAGAAACUAUUUUUUGGUACAUGACACGAACUCCCAUACGAUGUUAGGUCUAUCAUAAUACCUCUUCUGUGGUUUAGUACGUAGGUAAAAAGUUACCAUUUACAUUUGUUUUUCUGUACCUUUGUUCUUGCAUCAGUGAAAAGGUGUUUAACAAUACUGACAGUAAUUAACAAAUUAUAUAUAAUUAUAUAAGAUUAUAAUAUUCUUUAUACACGUAUACUAAAAGCUUUGCCGCUAUUCCAUCCAAUUAUGGAAUUUUCGAACAAACUAUAUACAUCACUAAUAUACCUAUAACAAAAAUCUAAUGAUGAUUCACGGAAGCACAGUUUCAUAUUACACGAUUCGUAUGUUUGACAUUUUUUCUUUUUACACGCGAAUAUUCAACUACUACGUACUUCACAUAAUUAAUGGACUAAAAUACUAUGAUACGAAAGUAUAAAUAUAAAGUAUGCAUAAUAUAAUAAUUAGAGGCUGAUAUUACCAUUUUUACUGCGUAUUUUUGUAAAUUUUGAUAUUAGGCGUUUUCCCUACAAUAUAUCCCUUUUUAAAGCAAAUUUUACUGUUACCGUUGUUAGUAUUUUCUACUGUUUUAUUAUGCCAAUACGAACAAUUCAACAGAGCUAUUUUUAAAAUGCAAAAUAUUUUUGGCGUCCACCAGUUUUUCAUGCUCAAUUUUAUAUCAGAAAUCUGUUUCAUCGAUUCUUAUGAAACUAAUGUUGUCAAUAUACAACUAUGACCUAAGCAUUACCGAUUUAUUGUGAUUUAGUCGUAUAAGAUAAGAAUUUAUGCUUUUCAUAACAAUUGACGACAAGAGAUUCAUAAUCUUAUGAAUAAUGAAUUAAUAAUGUAUUGGAAUAUAAUCUUAUAAUUUCUAAGCACAAAGAAAAACAACAGAAAAGCAUUAAUUCUAUGCAUGAAAGACAACUGAUUGAUCAUAAUUGAAUUUACAAUGUUUAUUUAUUGUACUACUGUACGAUACCAUAACAGAUUAUUAAGAGUCAAAUAACGAAUUUUAACGAUAAAACCAUAGACAUCAGUUACGAAGCACUAUAAUAUAAUAGGAGAAAAGCAAUUCUCGCGUGAGUCUCAUACCAAAGAGAUUAGUGCUUUAUUUAUUUAAUUUGUUAACAAAUGGUAUGUAUUAGUUAAGCAAUGUUAUACGACAUUACCUGCUUAAAACACGAAUAAUAUAUGUAUAUUCAGUAGUUUUAUCUUUCAUUAAUGAUGAGCUAAAAGUUACAAUUGUACGCAUGUAGUUUUAGUUAAUUUUUAAAGUUUACCGUAAACGAGGAAAAGAAAUAAUAUACAUUUAAUGUGCCAUUUCUUUCUUUAAUGUUCAUAAUGAUCGAUUUAAAUUUAAUUUAGGGACCAAUGUAACGACGUUGUAUGUCAAAGUUAAAAUUUAUUUACUGUUGCUCAUAAUACAUAAUUCUAUUCAUAAA